Messenger RNA from Hibiscus syriacus, 931 nucleotides. Its product is annotated as binding partner of ACD11 1-like. Lineage: Eukaryota; Viridiplantae; Streptophyta; Magnoliopsida; Malvales; Malvaceae. Bases 138 to 902 code for a protein of 254 amino acids. Gene Ontology annotation, molecular function: RNA binding. The record is from RefSeq and is a predicted model, not a curated record. The transcript is spliced from 5 exons.
CGUGUAGUGUUUAUGUUGGUUAAUUGUCUCUUCCAUCAUCCCUCUCACUUCUUUAUCAUGCUUAAGCUUUCUUAAACCUCUGAUCAUCAUCAACAACAACAGGUUCGUCUUGGCUUGCUCUAUCUCAGUUCAAGAAAAUGUACCCUGGAGGUUACACUGCUGAAAUUACAAGCUUAUCUCCAAAAGUUCCCGAGAAGGAUCUCCGUGACUUUUUCGCAUACUGUGGUGCAAUUGAACAUGUCGAAAUUAUCGGAUGCGGGGAAUAUGCUUGUACGGCUUACGUGACAUUUAAAGAUCCCUAUGCACUGGAAACUGCCGUCUUACUCAGUGGAGCUACAAUUGUUGAUCAGUCUGUAUGCAUAUCAAGGUGGGGUUCCUACGACGGUGAUUCAUAUCCUUGGGAUGGUUCUUCAUGGAAAACUCAAGAGGAUACUAGCUCAACGGUUACCUCUAUGCAACCGUUUGUUUCUUCUCCCGGAGAAGCGGUGACUGUUGUCAAAACAAUGCUAGCCAAAGGGUAUGUUUUGGGAAAAGAUGCCCUUGUCAAGGCCAAAGACUUGGAUGAGUCAUAUCGAGUGUCUGCUACCGCAGCAGCCAAAGUUGCUGAGCUUAGCAAUAGAAUUGGCCUCACUGAUAAGAUCAACACUAGCAUGGAAACUGUAAAAUCAGUGGAUGAGAAGUAUCAUGUUUCGGACAUCACCAAAUCCGUUGCAUCGGUUACCGGGACUGCAGUGAUAACAGCUGCAAGUUUCACGGGGAGAACCACGGUAGCAGCAGGCAAUGCCAUUGCCAAUAGCAGCUAUUUUGCCAAGGGAGCACUCUGGGUUUCCGGCAUGUUGAACCGCGCAGCUCAUGCGGCCGCUGAUUUGGGCAGCCAUGGAAAUAAACAAACACCGAGCUAAGUUUCGUAGAACACCCGUUUUACUGGUCU